Molecule: messenger RNA, 782 nt
Organism: Coffea eugenioides
Lineage: Eukaryota; Viridiplantae; Streptophyta; Magnoliopsida; Gentianales; Rubiaceae
Product: protein GRAVITROPIC IN THE LIGHT 1-like
Exons: 1
Biological process (GO): negative gravitropism; response to red or far red light
Source: RefSeq, a predicted model, not a curated record
AUUGGGGCUUAUAGAGAAAAUUUCCAGAACCCGCGAGUUAAAUUGAGUCCAGAUGCUCAAUUUUACUAUGUUAACCGGAAAAUGUUUCAGGGGUUCGACCACGAGACCUUUCACAUGGACAGCAGCCUCUCCUCAUUGAUUCAUCCCGAUCAGCACCGUCGCGAUUGCUUCACUCAGUACCGCGACAUGAAAGCCAUGGAUCCAAUUGAACUGUUAGGGAUACUUCCAACUUGCAGCUUCGGGAACUUCUGUUUCAAGAAGUAUUUGGCAAUUGUUCAUCCUAAAAUGGAGGAGUCGUUAUUCGGGGACUUGGAGCAGCGCCGCCUAGUUUUGGCCGGAAACCACCCCAGGAGUCAAUUUUAUGGGGAGUUUUUGGGCCUUGCUAAGGCAGUUUGGCUGCUACAUUUGCUGGCAUUUUCGAUGGACCCACCGUCUAGUCAUUUUGAGGCGACUAAGGGAGCUGAUUUCCAUCCGCAGUAUAUGGACAGUGUGGUGAGGGUUCCUGGUGGUGGACGAACGGGUGGUGGCGUGCCUCAGGUGGUGGGCUUUCCGGUGAGUCUUGGGUUUAAGCUUGGAAGUGGGUCGCUAAUUAAAGCUGGGGUAUACCUUGUUCCCAAGUACUAUUUAACCUAGUUAAAACUUCGAAGACAUGGACGAGGUCGAGCUCUGAGGUGCUUCGGUUAUGGAAGUUUUCUCGGCUAUAGUAGAUUCAAGUCUUCGGUCAGUAGAUUUGUUUAAGGGUGCAUAAUUCCUCUGUAUCUUAAGAGAAUUAAUCACUAUGU